Symbiodinium necroappetens is the source of this 1465-nucleotide messenger RNA. The record is from the annotation of a GenBank genome assembly. NCBI's taxonomy places the organism in Eukaryota, Dinophyceae, Suessiales, Symbiodiniaceae.
AUGGUGGCAAUUUCUGGCGUAACCCCGGCUGUGGCCGGCACCAGUGCUUCCUCCGAGCCAUCAGAGAGGAUCUCUUUCGCAAACCAGGCCGAGUUGAUUCUCACUCUGGUGGGCUACGCUGUCGGCGUGGGAAAUGUCUGGCGCUUUCCGUACCUGACGUACACGUAUGGUGGAGGGGCCUUCCUGAUUCCCUACGGUCUCAGCUUGCUUCUGCUGGGCAUUCCACUCUUCGUGCUGGAACUGGGCCUUGGGCAGCUGACUCGACGUGGAACGCUGGGAAUGUGGACCAAGCUUGGCUUGCCACGAUGGCAGGGGGUCGGCCUCGCAGCGAUGAUGUGCACCUAUCUGGUGGGUUUGUACUACAUUGUCAUCCUUGCUUGGACAAUCUUCUACCUGGGCAGGACUGUGGCUGCCUUGCCAUCGGGACAUCUGCCAUGGAGCGAUGUGGCUCCCGGGGUCACUUGCCCUACGAAGGAUCUCUACCUGCACCAGACAGUCGCGGACAGCGACUACCUGGUUGACAGCAUCACAGGUUUGCUGAAUUCCAGCUUUAUUGCGAGCACAUGGUGCCCGGCGAAAUCCGGCGACCAGCCGCCUGCGGAGUACGUGCUGAAGACGCUACAGCCCACGAGGUGUCCAGCACGAAUGGCGAAGAUCUUCUGGGAAGAGCAAGCCUUGAAUCAAAGCAGCGGAUUGGACGAGCUCGGAGGCUUGAACCCCGGUCUGGUGGUGUCCCUGACCAUUGCUUGGUUGGUGAUUUGGCUGAUUGUUUUCAAGGGCGUGAAGUCCUCUGGCAAGGUUGUGUAUGUCACAGCCACGCUGCCGUAUAUCUGCUUGGGCAUUUUCUUGGUCCGCGCACUGACGUUGCCAAACGCCUUUGUUGGCCUGAAGUUCCUAUUCGAAGCUGACUUUAGCCAUCUCGCAGACCCGCAAGUCUGGAUCCACGGUGCUGUGCAGAUCUUCUUUUCCUUGGGCGUGGGCUACGGGUCCAUUGUCGCUUUCGGUUCCUAUGGAAGCAAGAGCGGGAACUUUGUCCGAGAUGCCACUUCUGUUGCGAUCACCAACUGUGGCACCUCAGUCCUGGCCGCUUGUGUGGUGUUUCCUGUUCUGGGGUUUCUCGCUCAAGAGUUGCACGAGACGGACCCGUGCAUCUCCGCGGACAGCCUGGAUAGCUUGAAGAGCAUUGGCUUGUCGGGAACAGGACUUGCCUUUGUCGCUUUUCCAAUUGCAGUGUCACAGAUGCCCGGUAGCUUCUUUUUCGCUAUACUCUUCUUUUUUAUGAUGUUGCUGCUGGGCAUCGACUCGCAGUUUGCAUACAUCGAAACAUUAGCCACCGUUCUGGCUGAUGCCGGAUGGGGGGAGCGACUCCCGCGUCCAGCUCUGGCAGGAUUGAUCUGCUUCGUCUCCUAUCUGAUUGGGCUGAUCUUCGUCUCCAGAGCGGGGAUCUAUUUCCUGGAUCUGCCCG